GUGUUUCUGGAGUUGUCACUCAAUAAAGUCUCGCCAACACAGCUCCCACUCAUUUCACAGCCCACAAGCACAGAGAGGAACAUCUGCUGUCACUGUGAUCCAUCAAGCCUGCUGAAUUAACUAAAAUGGCCACUCAAUCUCCAUCAAAUGAAAGUAUCCCCAAUCAAACCUGCAAUGUAUUCACUUACAAGGAAUCAUCUCGCAUUUUCUUUCCCAUCUUCUACAUCAUUGUGCUUGUCAUCAGCGUUUUAGGCAACAGCCUAGUCCUGUACAUCACUAGCCAAAAGAAGAAGAAGUUCAACUCCACCACACUGUACCUGAUCAACCUGGCAAUCUCUGAUACCCUUUUCACUCUUGCUCUUCCCGGUCGGAUCACGUACUACAUCCGUGGUUUUGACUGGCCCUUUGGAGAUCUCCUCUGCAGGCUCACUGCUGUUAUCUUUUAUUCAAACACCUACACGGGGAUUGCUUUCAUGACCUGCAUCAGUGCUGACCGCUACCUGGCCAUGGUGCAUCCACACAGAUGUCUCAAACUGAGGAGCCUGAAGGUGGUGCGAGGCAUCUGCAUCCUAGUCUGGGCAAUUGUUUUUCUGGAGACAUCUCCUAUGUUCUUCAGGAGCAUGUUAAAGGAGUGGGAAGGUCAGCAAACAUGCAUGGAGUAUUCCAACUUGGACGAAUCUCCUAACACCCCAUAUUUGCUUUUGCUUGCAUGUGUUAUUGGGUUCUGUGUGCCUCUGGGACUUAUCCUGAGUUGUUACAGCCAGAUCAAUUCCAAGCUUUCCAAGAUGGCCAAGGAGAACCCUAUGACUGGCAAGUCAGGAAAAAGCAGCAGGGCGAAAAACAUAAUAUUGCUGAUUUUGUUGAGCUUCAUGCUGUGCUUCUGCCCCUACCACAUCAAUAUCAUGCAGUUCAUGGUGCGCAGACUUCUCCAUAAGCCUUCUUGUGAGGAAAAGAAGGCCUUCAAGAUGUCUCUUCAGAUCACUGUUUCCAUGAUGAACCUCAACUGCUGCCUGGAUCCGGUCAUCUACUUUUUUGCAAUUAAGACGUACAAGCAGAGAGUAAUGAGUCUUUUUAAAGGUUAUAUGCCUGGGUCAAUUUCCUCAAAGGGUAUGCCUGAUAACAGCACCAGCAACACUUGAGAACCAUCCUAUUUAAGUAGCUAGAGCAAAACCAAUGCUGAAUUAUUGGAAUCUAACAAUCUGAAAAAUAAAAAUGAAUUUUUUAAAAAACAAUAAUUCUGAUAAAUGAAUUAUGUAAGAAGGAUUCCCCCUAUAUUUUAUAAGUGACUGGCACAUUGGCAACAUGCUGUUAACCCAUUACUAUCUGUUAACUGAUGAAAAUGAUCCAAUUGAAUAUCAUUUCACUGUCUUUGACUCUGUCCUUAUGUGAAACUAGGACCAGUUUUCCUUAAUUUUCUUUUUUUUGAUACUGAAAAUUCCACAAUAGUGCCAAGAUCACUAUAGUAUUAAGAUUCUAUUCAUUUGUUGACUGAGGACACAAAUGUAUGCUUUAUUAUCUUUAUAGUAUAUUGUUACUUUGUCCUCUGAUUUCUUUUCUGGAAAUUAUUGUUUGAAGAAGUACAGGAGGAACUAUGAUGAACAGACUGUGAAUUGAUUACUGUUGGCUUGUGAAUUAUUAAACGCAUGAUUAUUUAGAGGGUUAGUUUAACAUUUUUGUCAAAGAACCAUUUUUGGAAAAUGCUGCAAGGAUAUGAAAUGUAAAACAUAUAAAAAACUUUUGACACACAACACAUUCAGCUUAUAGUAUAUGCCUACUAGUAUGUUCAGCUAUAUGCCUACCAGCAGAGGUGAAAGUAUGAAUAAUUGGUCAAAACCCUACUGAGGAUUAAAGUAGAAGUAUCCAGCAAAAAUAUAGUUACUGCUCAAAAACGGUUGCUGCUUUUAACUGUACUUAAGUAGUAAAAUGUAAGAAGUAAAUGAUGAAACUGUGAAGGUAAAUAUGUGGCAGCAGAUUUUUAUUGACAUGAUUCUUGAUUUUUUUUUCUACACUGAUGAAUUUAAUUCAAUGCCCAUUUGAUUGAUGUACAGCAUACAGUCAUUGGCUGAAUGACAGAAGAGACCUUCAUGGUUUGUUAUGUGUACUUUCAAAGUUUAAAUAAAAAAUAAGUGUGUGUGUGUUUUUUUUAAUUGUAAUUAAGUAAAUGCACCAAAAAUACUGCAUAAGUAUUGCAAAGAAGUACAAUUACUCAAGUAUUUUCCACCCCUGCCCUCCAGAAGAAAUCAGUCCUACCCUAGGAGAUGUUGAAUCUACUCUCUUUUGUCAUGCAAUCAAGAAACAGCAACCAACAGGUUUUUAAUUUAUUAGGGGUUUUUUCCAUUAUCUUCUUAUACAUAACAUUUUACUACUGUAAGAAUAAUGAACAUUUAUUGACAUUUCAGAAUCAACACAUCACAAAGCAGAUUUUACUGGUACAAUGAAAUAUGGAGACGUGCCCCAUCUUUGCAGCUUUAGCAAAGAGGGUCAGUCUUUAUGUGGACGAUGGAUCAGUGAUCAGCAAACUGUGAAUAGAAUGUGUAAUACUUUUCAAAUGUGUCAUGUGCCACUGCUUUAUUUUCUGUAUUUUUUUCUUAAUGGUUGCUGUAGACUUUUUCAGCAAUGCUUGCAAAUUUUAAAAAGCUUGUACACUCUAAUAUCACAAUAUUAAUAAA
Molecule: messenger RNA, 2669 nt
Organism: Neoarius graeffei (lesser salmon catfish)
Lineage: Eukaryota; Metazoa; Chordata; Actinopteri; Siluriformes; Ariidae
Exons: 2
Coding region: 126-1139 (337 amino acids)
Biological process (GO): G protein-coupled receptor signaling pathway
Cellular component (GO): membrane
Molecular function (GO): G protein-coupled receptor activity; oxysterol binding
Source: RefSeq, a predicted model, not a curated record